Molecule: messenger RNA, 1721 nt
Organism: Eucalyptus grandis
Lineage: Eukaryota; Viridiplantae; Streptophyta; Magnoliopsida; Myrtales; Myrtaceae
Product: protein NCA1
Exons: 8
Coding region: 182-1282 (366 amino acids)
Biological process (GO): protein ubiquitination
Molecular function (GO): protein binding; ubiquitin protein ligase activity
Source: RefSeq, a predicted model, not a curated record
AGUUAACGCGAUAAUAGAAAAUCGAAUCGGGGAAGGGGAAAAAAGAACAGGUGGUGCGAAGACGAAGAAGAGGAAGAAGAAGAAGAAGCAGAAGCAGAAGCAGCAAAGCUUCAUCGGCUCCACAACCUCUCCCCCAGUUGCAGGUCCGCGUCGGUAAUUGCUGUUGGAAGGAAGCCUUCAGAUGAAACCGGUCUGCCCCUUCGUGAAGGCGUCGCGUCCCGAGGACGCGCCGCCGCCGUCGUCCAGGAAGCACCAGAAGGAGGCCGGCGCGGAUCCCGCGAGCGUCUCCCCCAAGUGCCCCUUCGGCUACGACGCGCCGCCGGAUGCCGGGGCCAUCUCCCCCAAGUGCCCCCUCGGCUACGACUCGCAGACGUUCAAGCUCGGCCCUCUCAGCUGCAUGAUCUGUCAGGCCCUUCUGUUCGAUUGCGCCAAAUGCGUGCCCUGUUCUCACGUCUUCUGCAAAGCAUGUAUAUUGCGAUUUAAGGACUGCCCACUCUGUGGAGCUGAUAUUGAGGGCACAGAAGCUGACUCGAAUCUUCAGAGCAUAGUUGAUCGGUUUAUCGAAGGCCAUGGUAGAAUUAAGAGGUCCCAUGUUGAGAAUGUUGAUAAAGAGGAAGUUAGCGCGAAGGAGACGGUGAUAUAUGAGGACGUGUCUUUGGAAAGAGGUGCUUUCUUGGUUCAACAAGCCAUGCGGGCUUUUCGUGCUCAAAAUGUGGAAAGUGCCAAAUCAAGACUCAGUGUCUGUGCUGAGGAUAUCAGAGAUCAGAUAACAAGAACGGGCAGCACGUCAGAAUUGUGUUCUCAGCUGGGUGCUGUCCUCGGCAUGCUUGGUGACUGCUGUCGAGCAAUAGGAGAUGCUGUGUCUGCGGUCACAUAUUUUGAGGAAAGUGUUGGGUUUUUAGAAAAAUUGCCAGCAGAUGAUAUGGAGAUCACACAUACACUCUCUGUUUCCCUCAACAAAAUUGGCGAUCUUAAAUAUUAUGAUGGAGACCUGCAAGCCGCAAGAUCUUAUUAUGACCGAUCCUUGAAUGUCCGUCGAGAUGCUGCAAAGGAUAGUCCGGAUGUUCCUUCGCAGAUUCUGGAUGUGGCUGUUUCUCUGGCGAAAGUGGCGGAUGUCGACAGGAGCCUUGGAAAUGAAAAUAAUGCCACUCAAGGAUUUCAAGAAGGCAUAAAGCUGCUGGAAUCAUUGACACUGAAAUCUGAAGAUAUUGGUCUCGAACAGCGUCGGCAAUCGGUGCUGGAGUUUCUGAAAACCCAGCUGGUGGAGAAAGAACCUAAAUAAAACUCGCUCAGGUCAGGCUUCAGAUGUUUGUCUACCUUCCUCUGCUACUGUAUAUUCCUGGCCUUCCGUCUCGAAUAAUAAAAUCAGUUUCAUGAGAAACUGCAAGAGUUGAAAGUGCAUCUAUGAUGUAACCCAAGAAGAUAGUCCUGCAGGACUAAGUGAUGGGUAUUGUCGGCAGCAGAAAGGCAUUGACAUGCUUUGUAAUCUGUGAGUGACCACUGAAUGAAGCUGUGGUGGCUAAUCUGUUUCCCUCUUGUUCUAGUAUCGGUUUGUUCUCAUGGUUUCGUAACUUUCUACCUUGAAGUCCCAAUAUGUAAUGCUCUUGUAGCCUCUCUCCUGUAAUAAAUGGUUCCUGGGAUUUUUGCACCUGAAGCUGUAAGGUGGAUGUUGCGACGUCAAGUGACGUCUAUAAGUUCAAUGUAGAGUUUAUGUUCUUCUC